This is a messenger RNA of Zasmidium cellare ATCC 36951, 4278 nucleotides long. RefSeq lists its product as uncharacterized. Bases 1 to 4278 code for a protein of 1425 amino acids. Gene Ontology annotation, biological process: regulation of DNA-templated transcription. The transcript is spliced from 3 exons. NCBI's taxonomy places the organism in Eukaryota, Fungi, Ascomycota, Dothideomycetes, Mycosphaerellales, Mycosphaerellaceae. Gene Ontology annotation, molecular function: DNA-binding transcription factor activity; sequence-specific DNA binding. The record is from RefSeq and is a predicted model, not a curated record.
AUGUGCGUCCUUUACCGGGACCCUGCCCUUCCAUUAGUACCUCCACCAGGAUUUAGACACGCAGACGAGAGCCUCAACGAGGCCGCACGCAGUGCUGCUGCGCUCGAACAAGAAGAACUGCCUGACCUCGGACCAGUUUUCGAAGUGGUUCAGGCCUAUCGCCAACAAGAAGAGAGGCGAAAGCAGAUCAAGGUAGUCUUGCGAGGCCAGCCAAGUGUUGCAUUCCUCGAGAUCGGGCAGCAGAAGGGAAGUGAGAUUGCUGAUCCAGAUGCGAACAAGAACAUCCACCACCACCACCCCUCCCCCUCCAUCUCUGCCACCGACGGCAGGGCCAUCCCCACCGAGCAACCCCUACCUCACCUCAACCUCGCCCGCGACGCCGCCAUCGUCCACCUCGAACCCCGACCCAACGGCGGCUUUGCUAUUGGCGCCGCUCCUGUCCCUACGCUCUCGCCCACCCCGGUCGGCGUUCUUUGGCCCUCCCAGCUUCAGCGCCUGUUCGGUGGCCACUUCCAACCCAAGUUCAAGGGCCCAGUCAACCGAACUCCCCCGCGUCUGGUCUCUCGAGCGUACACCGCGGCGAAGCUGAGCCUCCUCCGCCUGAAGACGAGCAUUCAGAAUUAUGAAGCCGGCCCGCCUCUACUACCACAAACGAUGGAAAGCGCCGGCCUUCAUGAGACACCCCUCCAACACCGCCACCACUCCCCAAAUCUCCACGUGAUGCCUUCCGACUUGGGCACGCCGGCCCAUGUCACCGACCAUGGCGUCCCCAGCAACCUCCGCAGCACGGAGGACAACCUGUUCGAUCAACCUUUCCCUCCAGAGCUCGAUCCUGUGGGCGCCAACGAUCUGCCCCUCGACCAUCCUACCCUCUUCACCACCUCCUCCCACGACCACGAGCCUGCGACGCCUGUGCCCAACAGCCUCGAACAUGAUGCAACCUCGGUCGCCUUGGACAGUGUCCUUGAAGCUCAGCCAGGACCACUCACUAGCGAACAGCUGCAGGAGAGCGGGUAUGCCAUGCUGUCCUUCGCCGACAGCUACCACGUGUUGAAGCAUCCCAACCUUGUCAUCGUUCGGGAUGAAAACUACCAGCGACGCGCUCAAGCCGAGAAGAAGAUGGAGAAGCGUGAGGCCAGACGGCGAGAGAUACAGGAACGGCACACACAACAAGCUCUGAAUGACUAUGCUCAAGAGCCCAGUCAGCCGUCUCAGACCGGCGACGAUGUGGCUCCUUAUCCGUCGUCUGGAUCCGGCGAUGGCGAUGCCCUCGAAGGACGUCCUGCCCGUGGCUUGCUGAGCCACUACAGCGAGCAAGGCGGUCCUGUCGCCUACUACCCUCCAUCAGAUGACGACGCGGAACGCUUUCGAAGACGGGAGCGCCGUCGCAUAAAGCCCAGCUCCUCGUCUGCCACUUCCAUUGCCCCCAACGACCUGCAUCAGUUCGACACAAUAACAAUGUCUGCACGGGACGGUGAAGCCUACACUGGAUCGGCAGCCACCGACGAUGGAGAGAACUGGGCACAACUACCAGUCCACACUGCGAAUCCAGACGACAUCAAGCAGAUCUCACGCGAGCACCUUAUCUUCAGCUACGACCCCGAGAACCUCCGCUGGGUCUUGCAUGUUGUGGGAAAUAAUGCAUAUGUCGGCGACCAGCUGUACAGGAAAGGCGACAAAGAUAUUCCACUGGAAAGUGGCACCGAGAUUUUCAUCUCGACUCUACGAAUAGUAUUCAGACUCCCAAUCCAACUCGACAAUUUCGAAUCAGUCGACUCGGACGAGGAAGUCGAUGAGCUAGACGAAGCGGCUACCGAUGCGGACUCUACUCCCGAACGACCCCUCUCCAAGAGCUCAGAGGUCGAUGUCGACGACGAGGAUGCCGAGGAGCCGGAGCGCAAAACACAGAAACCCAUCAAGCUGAAACUGAAAGCACCCAAAGCCCCUGCGAAAGAACCAAGUGCAGGCAAGGACAAAGGCAAGGGUAAGGGUAAGGGUAAGGGCAAGGAGCCUCCUGCGAAAGCAAGCGGCAAGUCGAAGGCUAUCGAGGCCAAAGCGUCUGAACAGCCCGAUUCAGCAAAGCCGGCCGAUAAAGGCAAGGAAAAGGAAGCCUUGGAAGCCGCUGCUGCUAGAUUCGGUCCUGAAGCUGUAGCCAAAACGCUAGAGCAGAAUGGCUCCCGGCCUGCUAACAUCCUGCCCGGCUCGAUACUAGAGGGUCUUGCGCCGAACGAAAUGCCAGAGAAGCGAAAAGGUCCAGGACGCCCGCCUAAGAAUGGUUUUCUAUCCAAGCGUGACGAGAGAGCUGUCAUGCGCCGCCAGAAAGAAUACGAGCGUCGUGGCUUGACAGUACCAGAGUUCAACGCCAUCCUUGCAGAGGUUCGUGAAGAACAAAAGGCCAAGGAUGCGGCAGCCAAGGGAAACAAGCUACGGCCCGAGGGCGUGCCUGAUGCAGUGGAGAGCAUUGAAGCUGCAGAUCAGCCUCAAGAUGGCGUUGGAGGCCAGACUCAGCCAGGAGAUUCGCACACCUCUCAAAGUGCUGAUCCUGCAGCGGGACUGGCGGGACCAUCGGGACUCACCAGACGACCAUUGAGAUCGCCAUCGCCGAUGAAGCCGGCGGAGGAAUUCACCGAAGAAGAGCUAAAGAAACCCCAGGCAUCCUACUUUUACCUCCUGGACGAGAUUUUGCAGGCGGUCGGCCAGGCAGACUUGCAGACGAUCUAUGACAAGUUCCAGAAGCGUUGGCCAUACUACAAGUACAGUGUCACCACCAACGGCUGGCAGAGCAGCAUCAGACACAACUUGAGUCAGUUUUCGAGAUUCAAGCCCGUGGGCAAGGUUGGCAAGGGUCAGCUGUGGGCAAUCGACUACAAUGCGCCUCGCGAGGAGAACACCAAGAAGAAGAAAACACCGCCUCCACCGCGUCACCCUCAAGGGCCUAUGCAGAAUGGAUCCAUGCCUCCCGGCAUGCCACCUCCAUACCAGCAUGGGCAGCAUCCACCACAGCAAUACCCGCCUCGAUACAACCAGGGUGUUUACAACCCCGGACAAGGCCAGUACAGCAGUCCGUAUGGAUCCCAAGGAGGACAGUAUCAACCGCAUGGCAAUCCUGGCCCUGCUGGCUACAACCAGAUCAUGCCACAGGUGAAUGGAAGGCCGGUCAAUCCUCAGGCUCACAUGCAGCCGCCGCCAGCACCGAUGCCACAACCCGUCCCGCCUGCAAACCCCGUUCAAGCGAUUACAGCGGACAUCAUGCAGUUUCGGAAUGUCCACAUGGAACGCUUCCCACCGGAGGGGCCCCUCUACGACGCAGAAAGCAAGAAGUUCUUCCAGGGUGUGGAUUAUUUCUCCGCCAUCUUUCAUGGCCAAGGGAAGAAGGAGGAGCACUAUCCUGGCGAAGAGGCUCUUCAGACUGAGCCUUGGGUGACGCUCAAGGCUAUCUUCGACCGGCACGAUACACGGGGUAGCAUAGGAGCGAACUCGCAAUCGGCCGAGUCGAAUGGCGCAACGAACGGGCAGGGGCAGAGUCAGGUCGAAGGCCAGAGACCGGGUGACAAUGGUGUCGCGAGCGGCCAAACCAACGGUCAAACCAUGCCUCCACAGCAGCCACAUCCUGCCCCGCAACAGGUCCCACAGCAAGUGCAGCAGCAAAGUGGCCAUCAGGGGGCGCCUAACAUGGCACCGCCGACUCACGUCAUGCCAAACGUGGCUCAAGGUGUGCAGAACAGUGUGGCAUCUCAGAAUGCAGCCGCUGCAGCACAGACAGCUCAAAUGCCACCUGUCAAUCCUGCAGGCCCCAACGUACAGCCAGGCCCCCAACAGGCGAUCCAUCCUUCGCCUAUCCAACCUGACGUGCAAAUGUCCGAUGGGCCAACUGGCGUCAAUGGUGCCCAGCAGCCUACUGCGACGCAAGUAGCCACGGCGCCAACACCUGUUCAGCCUGCAUUGCAAAGGCCCGACGGGCAAUUUGGCGUGAGUACUGCGCAGCAGCCUAUGGUGGCGCCAGCGUCAACAUCUGUUCAGCCUGACAUGCAGAAAUCCGGUGCACAACUCGACAUAAAGAAUGAGCAGCAGCCUGCCGUGACGACCCCUGUCCUCGCUGAGGUCCUACCACAACAGACGCCAACAGCAUCUCAGCCUGCACCUCCUGCAGACCAAAGCAAGCAGUCGUCGCCAUCAGGGGAACAACCUCGUCCAGUGUCAGCCGGUGUCAAGCGUAGCGCUGCAGACGUCGAGAUGCAGGACGCCGAGACGGAGGCUAAGCGUCUGCGAACAGAAUGA